Molecule: messenger RNA, 993 nt
Organism: Colletotrichum abscissum
Lineage: Eukaryota; Fungi; Ascomycota; Sordariomycetes; Glomerellales; Glomerellaceae
Product: mitochondrial 2-oxoglutarate/malate carrier protein
Exons: 2
Coding region: 1-993 (330 amino acids)
Biological process (GO): transmembrane transport
Molecular function (GO): transmembrane transporter activity
Source: RefSeq, a predicted model, not a curated record
AUGAGCUCUUCAUCCAUCAAGCAGGCAGCUGAGGCCGCACGAACUCGCACCUCAGAAGUUCUGAAGGGAGACGGUGCCGCUGUCGCCAAUGACUUCCUCCACACUCCUGUCAUGAGGGCAGCGUUGCCCUUCAUCAACGGCGGUAUCAGCGGCAUGGUAGCCACCUCUGUUAUUCAGCCCGUCGACAUGAUCAAGGUCCGCAUCCAGCUCGCUGGAGAGGGUGUUGCCGGAGGACCCAAGCCUACACCAUUGUCAGUCACCCGGGAAAUUCUUGCUAGCGGAAAGGCCCUCGACCUCUACACCGGUCUGUCGGCCGGCCUCCUGCGCCAAGCUGUCUACACAACGGCCCGCUUGGGCUUCUUUGACACCUUUAUGGGCAAGCUCGGCCAACGCGCCAAAGAGCAGGGAAACGCUAUUGGCUUCAAGGAACGUGCCACCGCGGGCCUCGCAGCCGGAGGUCUUGCCGCCAUGAUUGGAAAUCCUGCCGACCUUGCCCUCAUCCGCAUGCAGAGUGACGGACUGAAGCCCCUUGCUGAGCGCAAGAACUACAAGAGUGUCAUCGACGCUCUCUCAAGCAUUGCAAAGUCUGAAGGUGUUGCCGCUCUCUGGGCCGGUGCCGCCCCCACGGUCGUCCGUGCUAUGGCUCUCAACUUUGGUCAGCUCGCCUUCUUCAGCGAGGCCAAGGUGCAGCUCAAGCAGAAUACGCAGCUGUCCUCUCAAGUUCAGACUCUCACCGCCAGCGCCAUUGCCGGAUUCUUCGCCAGUUUUUUCUCUUUGCCCUUCGACUUCGUCAAGACCCGCCUACAGAAGCAGUCCAAGGGACCCGAUGGCAAGCUUCCGUACAAGUCAAUGGCCGACUGCUUUGCCAAGGUCGCUAAGCAGGAGGGCGUUAUGCGCUUCUACCGCGGUUUCGGUACCUACUACGUCCGCAUUGCUCCCCAUGCAAUGGUAACACUCAUCGUUGCCGACUACCUUGGCUUCAUCACCAAAUAG